CAUAAAACAUAAAAUCCCAAGGUCCAAAUCUGAAAUUUUUUGAAGAAAAAAUGCUCAGCUCUCAGCUCAAUGAAGAAAUCCCCAAUUUCAUGAAGAAAGAAUGCUCGGCUUAGCUCAACUCAUUGAAGCUCCAAAUCUGAAAUUUUUCACAAAGCAAAACUGCAAAUUCUUGUGAGAACAAACGCUUCAGUUAAGAAGAUGAUUUCUUAAAUCUUCAUCACAUUGAAAGGAUUUUGUUGGAAUAUAGUUUAUCAGCGCGCAGUUCUAUUACGUACAUCAGUUGAUUCUUUGCCCUAUGGGAUUCAUGGCUGUAACUCCAGCGUAUAUACAAAGAUUGUUAUUGGUUGUUAAUGGAGGAAGUAAAGCUCAAGAAUAGAGAGUAUUGUUGGAUGUUUGGAAUGAGUGCUUUUCAGGAAGAUGAUGAUAAGAGUAAUAAGGAUGGUACUCUAGGAACUGGAGAGAACGAUAGGAAUGCGGUCAUCAGUAAUACGUAUGGGGUUCAUGGUUGUAAGUCAAAGGCAAUGGUGCCAUUGCCGCUUACGAGGUUCUGUCAUGUGCAUAUGUUGUCAGAUUCCAAGCAGAAGUUGUACAAGGCUUGCAGUUUUGCCAUCAAAAGGGAGAAGGAUGAUUACGAGGUGGUAAGGAAAGUUGGGAAAGGGAAGUAUAGCGAGGUGUUUGAGGGAAUUCACACUACUAAUAAUGAAAAAUGCAUCAUCAAAAUCCUUAAGCCAGUGAAGAAGAAAAAGGUGAAUCAAUGGAUCAGCGUUUAUGGAAACAAAGGGAGCACAUAUCAACAUGCGAAAUGGAGGUGAUCAAAUUUGAAGGGUCGCCGCAAGUCAAUUUGAUCCCAUUGAAGUGGAUGAUGAAGAGUUUUUGAACUAUUGUAAAAGUUUGAAUACAUUAUAUUUGAUUUUGUGAAAUAUAUUCAUUGCUAGAAUAUUAUUGAACUAUUGUUAAGAGUACUUUUUGAACUAUUGUGUACACAUAUUUAGAAUAUUGCUUUAUAAGUAUGUGUAUGUAACACAAGACAUACUAUCUUUUGAAGUUCAUUGCAAAUCUAUAUAUUUGAAUUA
This is a messenger RNA of Solanum tuberosum (potato), 1073 nucleotides long. RefSeq names its product casein kinase II subunit alpha-like. Gene Ontology annotation, biological process: peptidyl-threonine phosphorylation; peptidyl-serine phosphorylation; regulation of cell cycle. The record is from RefSeq and is a predicted model, not a curated record. Lineage: Eukaryota; Viridiplantae; Streptophyta; Magnoliopsida; Solanales; Solanaceae. Gene Ontology annotation, molecular function: ATP binding; protein serine/threonine kinase activity. The transcript has 6 exons. The coding region runs from base 351 to 812 and encodes 153 amino acids. Gene Ontology annotation, cellular component: protein kinase CK2 complex; cytosol; nucleus.